AUGUGUAUACUCUGCGUGGUGCAGAGGUGGUCCCGUCGGGCUAUCGGCAUGCUUCCGUGGCUGGUGAUUCCCCUCAUCCUGCUAUGGGCCGUCUCCCAGCUUCUCCCUCCGGGUCUCCGGUUCGAGAUCACGUCUCCGCGCUUGGCCUGUGUGGCGGUUCUCCUCGGUACGAUCUUCUGGUACGAGAUUCUCCUGCCUCAGCUGUCUGUAUAUCGAGCACUUAGGCGCGCACGGAUCCGGGAGCAGCAACUGAGCUUCGCCGUCGAGGUGCAGAAGCUCCGGAAGACUGCCACACGGCGGUGUCGCAACUGCCUCGCACCCUACCGCGACCAGAACCCCGGCGGCGGCAAGUUCAUGUGCUCCUAUUGCGGGCACCUGUCCAAGAGACCGAUCUUGGACCUCCCGGGUCCUCCUGGAAGAUCAGGGGUCCUCGGUAACUUGAUCGGGAAGAACGGUUGGUUUUGGAACCUCGAGUGCUCAGCGCAAGGAGGUGGGCAUUGGGACGGUCAUGGGAGUCAUGCCUCACGGCAUUGGGCAGGCGGCGUCGAAGAGCAAGGUUCCGAAGAGGAGGCCUGCUCGCGGGGCGCAGUCUUCACAUGGCGACUUCUUUCUUCAUUUUUCUCUUUCACGAGUCGGUUCUGUGGGAAGGUCAUGAAGCUGGGUUCUCUCGUUGAAGACGGUGUUUCGGGCGCAGAGCACAAAGGAUCGUCGAAAGGCAUUGAACAUGUCGGGCAAGGCAGCAAGGGAGAGAAAGCGAGGAGGAAGGCGGAAGAAAAGAGGCUGGCGAGGCUGGAGAAGGAAAUGUUAGAAGAAGAAGAGAGGAAACAGAGGGAAGAAGUUGCCAGAUUAAUAGAGGAAAGGAGGAAGCUUAGGGACGAACAAAUGGAAGAAGCUAAUAAAGAGAGACUGAAGGUCUUGGCCUUGGACGGAUCCAGGGGCGGGGGAAAAGAAGAAUCCGAUAAGAGGAGGCGAAGUAGAAAGAAGGAGAAAGACAAGAACUCUAGUAAAAGUAACUCUGACGGGGAAGAUCAUGACAGCAGGGUGGAUAAGGAAGCCGAAAGGAAGCGUGAGUUCGAAAGGAAGAACGACCAUGCAAAGCAGGACUCGUGUAGAAACCAGAGAAUGCAUGCAGAAGUUGCGAGUGGUGUAGUGGGUGCGGCACAUAAAUCCAAGUACUUUGAUGGCGUGAAGGGGGCUUCUCUGUCAUCAUCUAGAAGUUCUAAUGGAUGGACUCUAUUUGGCAAGAAUUCCCACUCUGUUACUGUCCCUGGUAGCAGGUCGAAUAAGCCUGUUGUUGGCAAUGUGGACAAGGGGCAGAGGAAGGACGCUGGUGCUGUAGUCCAUGCUUCUGGAGAACCUUCAUCAAAUGGAGAUUCCGGAACGUCUGGAAAUGCUUGCCCUCGGCCUGUAAGCUCUCUUUCAUUCAAAUCUAUCCCGCCCUGUUUUGAGUUCUUUCUUGAGGGCGUCACAUACAGGACAUAAACCUCGUGGUUAUGCUUGAUGUUCUUAUUGCAUCCUUGUUUGAUUUGUGGAACACCGUUCACCAGGUCGCUCUGGAUCCGACUCAAACAAGCACCCCAAAAAAAGCAUGGCAUCAGCUAUUUGCUCGCCCUUCGCUACGUCCAUCUCCUGAGGAAAAUGUUGGGAAGAAAGUAGAUCAGACGGGUAACCCGGAAGGUAAAUCUUCGGAUUUGGCAGAUGGUAGAUCUCCAAGCCAGCCUUCAACCAAGCAGAUGCUGUUUGAACAGUCCUUGGCUUUGACAAACGAUCCUUCGACAAAUGGUUCUUUGUCCAAUAUCCCAUCUUCUCCCACAGUUUCGGAGUCCAGAGUCCCGCUUUCCAGAGAGCUGGGACAUAAUUCUCGUACGGAGAAGGAACUAUUUCAAGACCCGUGCUUUGUCCCUGACCCUGCCUCAAUGAUCGGGUCCAUUUCAGAGUCUCGGGACAAUCAUUCAGCAGGCUCUGGAUCUGAUUUUAAAGACGACUUUAUAUCGGAUUCAAAAUCUCGUAGUCUGAGGAAAGUAUGCGACUCCACUGACGUGAAGAGGCCUUCUCCAAUUGAAUCACCCUUGUCAAAAUUGUGGAUGUCCAAAGGAAGGCACACUGGUUCUGGUUCUGGUUCUGGUUCUUGCAGCCCAAACCUGCAAGAUCCGAGUGCCUUGCCUGAGGGUGAAUCUAAGAAUGUCAAUGAGCAGGGAACAUGGCAAAUGUGGAGUUCUUCUUUGUGUAAGGAUGGACUGGAUUUAGUUGGGGGGCCCGCAAGCUGGCUUUCAGCCCUGGAGCAGGAUAGAGUUACUCCGGAUGCAAUCACUCGUCCACCAGCCGAGAAUCCUGUCACGUCUGUUGGUGUGAUGGAGAAGAACAUCUUGAGAAGCACAUUCAAGCAUUCUGACAGUGUCUGCACUGGAAACCCCGGGGAUGAUGGAUUGGUGAGUCCAUUCACCGCAAAGGAUCCUUGGUUUUCCCCGUUGCACUCUUUUCCGGGUGACGGGGAAAACCAUUUUCCUCACCCCAGAUUCCACGGCGGUGUGGCUCAGGAGGAAACGUUUGGAAGUCCAAACAUAUAUGCUUCGGGUCUGCCACUUGAUCAAUCUCAAGCCUAUUACUGUCCCGGGUAAGUUCUAAGGCAUGCCUUCUACGCUGAAACUUCUAUUUGUCAUCUCGUUUGAUAUGAUUGCCGCAUCUGGUGUUUUUUCUGUUUUAUUUUUUGAUUAAAAUGCCUGUUUUCUUUGUUUUCUGUUCUUACUAUCAACGGUGCUGUGAAGAUGACUCGUUUGAUAUUCCUAUUGGCGACUGUGAAGAUGGGUUAUGUUUUUUUUCUACUUACCUCCUGUGUCGUUUUAGAAAAAUGUCAAAGAGGUUCAAGGGGCGGAUGCCAUUGGAUAUAUGACAUAAACAUUCUGAAACUCUCAGAAUGUCCUUACCUAGUCAACCUAGACCUGAAUGUUAUCCUCCACUUAAAUUCCUUCAGGUAGUUCUAUCAAUUAAUAAACUUUGGGCAAUUUUUUCUGUCACUUCAAUUCAUAGAACAAUUGCUGGUUAUAUACAAUUACCCCGGCCUCAAAAGAGGUAAGCUACCUCGGUUGAAUCCCAGGAUUUUGUAGGAUGUUCAAGCAAAUUAUGAAACCAACCAACAACCCAACCAUUGAUUAUAUGUUCUUUUUUCUCAUAUUAACCUUUCAUUGAGAAACAUCUGAGGUCCCAUAUAUGGUGGCAAAAAUGUUAACCGAAUCAUUAGUUUUAGAUGGAACAUUCUGUUGCUAGUCCUCUGUGCAUCAUGCCCUCCGGGGCAGGCGGCUUGGGGGAAUUUUCACAUUCUUUUGCUUGCCCUGCAUAGCUUUUAGGGGUGUUUUCCUUGGAUUCGUCAUUCUUUGGCUCUGCACCAGCUUCAAAGAAAGCUACGUGCUGAGUGAGGGUUCCAGAAUCGAGAGAGAGGAACAGAGAGAGAGAACAAGCAGCAGAAUAGUCCGUCUGAUCUUGGGCUGUCGAUUGUACAGAUAUGAGGCUAACGGUGCUUGGCAGGCUGCUUCGUGUAGUGAGCAGCCAGCCCAGUGCUGACUCCAUGCGAUGAUUAUUCGUCUCUCUUGCAGCUUGUUCUGAGCCGAGCUUUCGUGUCUGUGCACGCGUUUUCUUCCCUGCUAUGAGCUCUCCCGAGUGUCUCAUUUUUUUGCAUUUCAUUUUUUGUGGCGUCCUUUCUCAGAAAUUGGGCGGCGGCCUGGAGGAAGAACGUUGGGAUCCCCAACCCAGUCAGGCCGCCCCACCUCGGGAGGUUCUUCCUGCCGGCCUCGAUGUACAGUCAGCCUCUGCCUGCCCGCUCUCUCCAAGGUACAAGGCAGCAGGACGGCACCCUCAGGCGGCUAUGA
Molecule: messenger RNA, 3863 nt
Organism: Spirodela intermedia
Lineage: Eukaryota; Viridiplantae; Streptophyta; Magnoliopsida; Alismatales; Araceae
Source: the annotation of a GenBank genome assembly